Messenger RNA from Penicillium chermesinum, 2013 nucleotides. Its product is annotated as putative 5'-nucleotidase. NCBI's taxonomy places the organism in Eukaryota, Fungi, Ascomycota, Eurotiomycetes, Eurotiales, Aspergillaceae. The coding region runs from base 1 to 2013 and encodes 670 amino acids. Gene Ontology annotation, molecular function: hydrolase activity. The transcript is spliced from 4 exons. Gene Ontology annotation, biological process: nucleotide catabolic process. The record is from RefSeq and is a predicted model, not a curated record.
AUGUCAACACUCGAAUCCGCCGGCCUUUCGGGCGUAUAUGCCUCGGGCCAAACCGGCCAUCCGGACCUGCGCUUGAUCCAUUACAAUGACGUCUAUCAUGUAGAACCUGGAUCUGCGGAACCCAUUGGCGGGGUACCUCGAUUCCAGUCGCUUGUGAACUAUUAUCGGUCCGACGCGCAGUUUGCCGGACAGCCCGGAAUCCUCACGUUCUUCUCGGGUGAUGCAUUCAAUCCUAGUAUUGAAAGCACUGUAACCAAGGGAAGGCAUAUGGUUCCGUUUCUCAACGCCAUUGGGACGGACGUCGCCUGUGUGGGAAAUCAUGACCUUGACUUUGGAGUCGCGCAAUUUCGGCAUUUGGCCGGCCAAUGUCAUUUCCCGUGGCUUCUUGCGAAUGUCUUGGACCCGGCUCUGGGUGAUGGCGUUCCUAUUGCCAACUGCGGGAAGACGACCAUGCUGACCUCCUCCAACGGCAUCAAGAUAGGAGUCAUUGGACUUGGAGAGCGAGAGUGGCUCGGGACUAUCAAUUCUCUCCCACCCAAUCUGAUUUAUAAAUCAGCAACCGAGACGGCCAAGGAACUGGCUCCGCAACUCCGGGAGCAAGGGGCAGAGGUUAUUAUUAUAGUUUCUCAUCAACGGGAGCCCAAUGAUGAAAAGCUUGCGAGAAACCUCCCCCCGGGACUGGUCGAUAUCAUCUUGGGUGGACACGAUCAUUAUUAUGCUCAUAACGUCAUCAAUGGCGUCCAUGUCCUUCGCUCAGGAACAGAUUUCAAACAGCUGAGCUACAUCGAAGCUUUCCGCAAGUCGGACAAAUCAACUGGCUGGGACUUCAACAUCGUGAGACGCGACGUUGUGCGUUCGAUCCCUGAGGACCCUGGAGCGAUGAGCAUGGUCGACCGUCUCACGUCCAGUCUCAAAUCCAAGUUGGAUAAACCUAUCGGGUAUACAGCGAUUGCGUUGGAUGGCCGGUUUUCUACUGUUCGACAACGUGAGUCUAAUCUCGGCAAUUUCGUCUGCGAUCUCAUGCGCUUCUAUCAUAAUGCCGAUUGUGCUAUGAUGGCCGGAGGGACUAUCCGUGGUGAUCAAAUCUAUUCACCGGGAAUAUUAAGAUUGAAAGAUCUCUUAAACUGCUUUCCGUUUGAAGACCCGGUCGUUCUUCUCCGGCUCAAUGGCAAGGCUUUACUGGAAGCCAUAGAGAACGGCGUUAGUACCCUUCCGGCUCUUGAAGGCCGCUUUACCCAGGUAUCGAACAUCGCAUUCGGGUUCAAAGCAGACCGCCCACCAGGAUCACGAGUGACAUUUGCGCGCGUCGGGGGCGAACCCAUCGACUUACAGCGUAUGUACACCGUUGCCACGCGUGGAUACAUGGCUCGCGGAAAGGAUGGGUUUUCAUCUCUCUUGGUUAAAUCUGAAGGCGGCGAGGUAGAAGAGCUGGUUUGCGAAGAGAAUGGAGUCUUGAUAAGCACGAUUCUGCGCCAAUAUUUCCAGAGCCUAAAGGUUCUAGGGAAAUGGCGUUACUGGAGUCCAAGUCUCCAUCGCCACUGGGGCGCAGUACAUCGCAGCCUGCACGGCAAAGGAUAUCUGAAGCCACCCUCUGCAUUCGCAUCUCCUAUAUCGGAGAAGACUCCCAAGCAUCCAUUGACUGAUCGACCACCGCUCAGUCGAACUGGCCGUCAAUCUUACUAUUACGGUCGCUUUCCCAAAGAAGUGGAGCGGCCCACCCCGCAUCCCGAAGAUGGAAUUCAUAGCAGCGAUGCCAUGGACUCCGAUUCGGAUGACGACCCAGAUGUUCUCACCUCGCCUCGCGCUGUAACAAACUAUGUGACACAGCCUGCUCGGUCUUCGGCAGAAGAAGAAUAUCGUCUUCAGCUGGCACGCCGGGUGGUUCGAAAGUGGAUGCGCCAUGCGGGCCUCCAUCCCACGGUUCUGGACGAGAUAGAAGGGGAAGGGGAACUCACGCCUCCUUGGACGUCCGCCAUCUUACCUCGCCUCGAGGGUCGCAUCGUGGUGGAAUGA